Molecule: messenger RNA, 1228 nt
Organism: Drosophila subpulchrella
Lineage: Eukaryota; Metazoa; Arthropoda; Insecta; Diptera; Drosophilidae
Product: keratin, type I cytoskeletal 9
Exons: 3
Coding region: 11-1228 (405 amino acids)
Source: RefSeq, a predicted model, not a curated record
ACCACUCAACAUGCGUCUAUUUGUGACCCUUUGCACUCUGGUGGCUCUUAGCCAGGCCAAGCCCCAGGGCUACAACUAUGGAAGUGGAGUCUCUGGUUCCCUGACCAACUCCGGUUCCAGCGGUAGUUCCUCUGGCGGUUUCCUAACCGCUCCCAGCCACUCCUCGGUGGCAUCCUAUGGACCGUUGGGUGCCUUCCAGACCGCCAGCGUGGGCUCCCUGGUGGGCAGUUCCUCUGCCCCCCAGGCUGUCAGCCACUAUGGUGGUGGUAGUGGAGGCACCUACUCCACUGGUGGUGGCCAUGGAGCCACCUACUCCACUGGUGGUGGCCAUGGAGUCACCUACUCCACUGGUGGGCAAGGAGCCGCCUACUCCACUGGUGGACAAGGAGCCACCUACUCAACUGGUGGACAAGGAGCCACAUACUCAACUGGCGGUGCCUCCAACUAUGGCGGCGGCGGCAGCUCCUUCACCGGAUUCGGACCCUCGCCCAACAUUGGAUUCGGCGUUCUGGCCGGCUACCAGGCACCCAGCUACCAGCAGCAGCAGGAGCAGGAGGUCCAGCGCGGCUUCCAGGAGCCCAUCAUCCACAAGCAGUUCUUCACUGUCGCCGCUCCCGAAGAGCAUGAGAAUCUGGAGCGUUCCAAGCAUCUGGUGAUUGGACGCCCGCAGAAGAAUUACCGGGUGGUGUUCAUCAAGGCCCCAUCCUCCAGCAAUGCCAAUGUCAAGCUGUCCGCCGAAUAUGCACCCAAGGAGGAGAAGACCGUCAUCUAUGUGCUCAGCAAGAAGGACAACCAGCUGGAGGUCAACGAUAUCGCCACGCCCGCACCCACGGUGCCCAGCAAGCCGGAGGUCUUCUUCAUCAAGUACAAGACCGAUGCGGAGGCCUCUCAUGCCCAGCAGCAGAUUCAGGCCGAAUACGACAGGAUCGAGGGAACCUCGGAGCACCAGGAUGGCGGAGUGGCCCCUGCCCAGUCGGUGGUUGGCAUCUUGGAUGGUGGCGCUGUUGGUGCCGCCAGCACUGGCAGCUCUCACUUCGUUUCCGGAGGCACUGGCUCCACCGACGGCAGCUCCCACUACGUUUCUGGCUCCACUGGCGGCAGCUUCUCCUCGACCUCGGGCGGCAGCACUGGCGGAAUCUCUGGCGGCAUCACCGGAGGAUCCAUCUCCGGCGGCACCAUCAUCAAGAAUGCCCAGAGUGCCACCUAUCUGCCACCCAAUGGCAAAUAG